Molecule: messenger RNA, 2411 nt
Organism: Aspergillus nidulans FGSC A4
Lineage: Eukaryota; Fungi; Ascomycota; Eurotiomycetes; Eurotiales; Aspergillaceae
Product: Zn(II)2Cys6 transcription factor
Exons: 5
Coding region: 1-2163 (720 amino acids)
Biological process (GO): regulation of transcription by RNA polymerase II; DNA-templated transcription; regulation of DNA-templated transcription
Cellular component (GO): nucleus
Molecular function (GO): DNA binding; DNA-binding transcription factor activity, RNA polymerase II-specific; zinc ion binding
Source: RefSeq, a predicted model, not a curated record
AUGGGAAAUCUGUAUGCAGUGCAGAUUGCUUGCUCAUCAGAAACGGCUGGUGCUUAUAUCAUAGCGAUGUCCGACACAUCCCAUGCUGCAAAACCCAUCCGCGUUCUGUCAUGUGUUAUGUGCCAGCAGCGUAAGGUGAGGUGUGACCGCACCUUCCCAUGCGCAAACUGCGUCAAGGCCAAAGCUCAGUGCAUACCUGCCAACCUUCUCCCGCGUCGUCGAAAACGCCGGUUUCCUGAGCGUGAACUAUUGGACCGACUUCGCCGUUACGAGACCCUGCUCCGGCAGAACGAUAUCGAAUUUGAUCCGCUUCACCCCGAGCCAGGCAAGGAGAGUGACGGCCAUCAGACGCUGGGCAGUGUUGAACCAGAAGACCGAGAUUUGGCUUCGCGGGACUCAUUAUCAAUUCGACCCAAGUCCUCCAGUGGAGCAUACGAGGCCAAAGACAUUUGGACCGCAGUAAACCAGACGUCGCCAGAGUCUGACGAGGAAGGUACCUCGUCGCCCGCUGUUUUCCCCCAAGAGGUUGUUAAGAAGGUCUGGGACCGGGGUUCCGAGCCCGUGGAUCCACUAUUUGGCGGCCAGAACAACCCCGUCGAUCUCUCGUCCCAGCAUCCUGAACCCCCCCAGAUCUUUCGUCUCUGGCAGAUCUAUCUCGACAAUGUGGACCCGCUGCUCAAGGUCACACAUACACCCACUUUACAGAGACGCAUUGUGGAGGCCGUCGCGAACUUGAAAGGCCUCGCGCCCACACUGGAGGCUCUCAUGUUUGGUAUCUAUUGCAUGGCCAUUCUAAGCCUUAUGCCGGACGACUGCGAGGCCCGGCUUGGCACCCCUAAAGAUGAAUUGCUCACCCAGUAUCAGCGCAGCUGUCGCCAAGCCUUGAUCAAUUGUGGGUUUUUGCGAUCCGACGAUCGUGAAUGCUUGACUGCUCUGUUCUUUUAUCUUAUGUCCAUGCGGCCGACCAUUGGCGAUCCGCGAACGCUCGCCACCGUGUUUGCCGUUGCAAUCCGCACAGCAAAGCGCAUGGGUCUGCAUAGCGAGUCUAGAUGCGCCAAAUUCCCCCCGUUGGAAGCAGAAUUGCGUCGAAGGCUCUGGUGGGCCAUGGUUCUGUUCGAUGCUCGAAUCGGAGAGAUGGCUGAUUACCGAGCCUUCACGCACCUCACCCCUCUCUGGGAUUGCAAGAUCCCUACUGAUGUGAGUGACUUCGAUCUCCGGCCUGACAUGAAGGAUAUGACCGCAGUGCAGGGUCGAUCCUCAGAGGCUCUUUUUAUUGUUACUCGGUACGCAAUGGCCGACUGUAUACGCAACUUCUCCUUUCACCUGGACUUCAUCUGCCCGCCUCUAAAGGCAGUCGCAAGGGAGAUCCAUCGUAAUUCUGGACGGGAGUACCUUGAGCUGGAUGCCCUGGAGGCGAUGAUGGAGGAACGAUAUUUGCGGUUUUGCGACCCUGAGAAUCCGCUUCACUCUCUAACGAUCUGGAUGGCGAGAGGGUGGCUGGUGAAAUGCCGCCUUUUUGAAUACUACUCUAGAUACCCGACCGCGCGCCAGUCGAACGCUCAGCGUGAUGCUGCGAGUCUAUAUGCGCUCACUAUGUUGGAUUGCGAUACGAAAACCCUGGCGAAUGUGGGCACAAGCCGCUAUCUAUGGCUGGUGCACUUGUAUUUCCCCUUUCCAGCGUACGUUCACCUGCUGCAAGAUCUGAGGAGACGUCCCCUCAACGGCCUGAUAGAGCGGUCAUGGAAUUCACUCAGUGAAAACUUUGAAGCUCGUUCUAACUUGCUUUUACGCAUGUUGCCUGGAGCUCAAUUUUGCGCGCUAUCCGGUAUCGUUAUUGAGGCCUGGGAGACAAGUGAAUCGGCCUUGAGACAAUCUGGUCGACAGGCGCUACAACCCAAAAUUGUGACUUUUAUGAAAUCCCGAUUGGCCAAGGAAAAUAUUAAUGCUCGGAUGGAAAACUCAUCAACUGCGACUAGCUUCAACGACCACACAGCUGCUUGGUCGAACCAGCAGAGCAUGAACUUUAGUGAUCCGUUUUUUACGUCUAGCGAAAACAGCGCGUGCGAUCCCGGGACGUGGAUGCCUUUCGACAUUCCUGGUCAAACAUCUUUCAGCAGUAUACUUACCUCGGGAGAUUGGUCGAUGUUGAAUUGGGGAAUGUGAAACAUCAUUUGCGCACCAUGCGUAUUGGAUUUGAUAACUGCCCUAAACGCUUAGCAUUGGCUUUCUGAGAGUGUACCUUGCAUUGUAUCAUAAGGCUAUGGUCUUUGCUUUGCCAUACCCUCCGCUUUGCCAUACCCUCCCCUCCUGUAGAAUCCGCCAAAGUAUCCCAAACUACCAGCAAUCUGGCCGGGGGUCAUGAUCAGAAGAGAAUUCGAUCUCUCGCAGGGUCAUCUCCUGGACAUCAUGCC